This is a messenger RNA of Eimeria maxima, 2955 nucleotides long. Its product is annotated as vacuolar proton-translocating ATPase subunit, putative. The record is from RefSeq and is a predicted model, not a curated record. The transcript has 14 exons. Lineage: Eukaryota; Apicomplexa; Conoidasida; Eucoccidiorida; Eimeriidae. Gene Ontology annotation, molecular function: proton-transporting ATPase activity, rotational mechanism; ATPase binding. Bases 1 to 2955 code for a protein of 984 amino acids. Gene Ontology annotation, cellular component: vacuolar proton-transporting V-type ATPase complex; vacuolar proton-transporting V-type ATPase, V0 domain. Gene Ontology annotation, biological process: vacuolar acidification; proton transmembrane transport.
AUGGGGCUCUUUAGGUCUGAGCCCAUGCGGCUGGGCACGCUGGUGCUGCCUCAAGAGGGCGCGAGAGACUACAUUGCGGCCAUUGGCACCGCCGUAAAAGUACAGAUUGAAGACAUGAAUGGCAACACUUUAUCUCGAGGCUAUCGGCGGCAGCUGCAGCGGCUGGAGGAGUUGGAGAGGAUUUUGCGAUAUUUGAUUGAGAAGAUCGAAGCUAUUUCGGGUGUCCGUUUAGCUCAAGUUGCGCAAGACCUGGAUCGAGCAUCAGACGCUGAUGCAGCAGCAGCAGCAGCAGCUGUUUACAACGCUGUCAACGCGGACCACGCAGAUGUGGAGGCAGCAGGAGGAGGCCGAGCAGCAGCAGCUGCUGCAGCAGAGAAGCCCCAAGUGUAUGUACUCGACCGGGUGGAAGAUAUGCUAAACAAGGUGUACAAACAGUUCCUCCGAUUCGAGAGAAACAACGAGGACCUUCUGAGAGAGAAGAUCGCCGCCGAGGAGGAGCUGGCGGUGGUUUCCUUUGCUGCUUCGCAGUUGAGGUCUUCCCUUCGGUCCCCGUGGCGCCUUGAUCCCGGGUCAGCAGCAGCAGCAGCUGCAGCAGCAGCAGCAGCUGCUGCUGAGGACGCUAAAAUAGCAGCGACCAGCACCUGCAGCAGCAGCAACACGCUGCAGCAGCAGCAGCAGCAGCAGCAAAUCAACACUCCCACCGCAGCAACCGCAGACCCUCACGCGCGCGUCGACUUUUUAGAGGUUGGCGUGCAUGGGUACGAACGGGAUUUGGGGUGUACAGACAGAUACACCUGUUGCGCUGUGUAUGUGCAGCUCCUCUUCGGCACGCCGGCGGCGGCCAACUCAGCUGAACGGCAGCAAUGGCAGCAGCAGCUGGCAAACGGAUGUGCAGCAGCAAGAGAGGCAGCAAACAUUCCCCUAUUCCGCCUCAAGGAGGUUGCUCGGCGCCGGGGGUGGUUUAGGGGUUCUGCGCAGGAACGGUUCGCUCGUGCCAUGUUUCGGUCUACACGUGGAAAUGCUUUCACGCACUUCAAACGAUUAGAGGAGGAAGAACUUUCAGUCUAUCCCCAUGGGGAGGAGCCGAAGUCGCUGUUUGUCACUUACUUCCAGGGAGCGGCUACUGGGUCUGCUUUCAUGGAAAAGGUGAAGUGCGUCUGUUCGGCUAUGGGUGCGCGUACCUACAACUGGCCCCACAGCGGUGCGGAGGCGCAGCAGCGGCAGCAGCAGCUGCAGCAGCUUCUGCGAGACAAGGCAGCAGCAGCAGCAGCAUACGAGCAAUACUUCUUGAACGAAGUUGGGGUUUUUCUGGAGCCGGUUCCCGCGUCGAAUCUUCCUCUGGUUCCAGCAGCAGCAGCAGCAGCGGCGGCAGCAGCAGCAGCGUCUGUGGGGGACCUGACGGCUGCCGAAGCCGCCGCCGCCGCAGCAGCAGCAGGCACUCGCAAAAGACCGCUGAUAACGGAGCUGCAGCGCUUUGUUGCAAGGGAGCGAGCUGUAUAUACAACUCUUAAUCUCUUUGCUUUAUCGGAUGCCACACUCCAGGCAGAUUGUUGGUUCUUGGAGUCUGAGGAAGCAGCUCUUAGGAAAACACUAGCAAAAGUUGCAGCAGAAAAGAGCACAUCCGCAUUUUUGCUGGUGCAUGCACCUCGGGGUUGCGCUUUGAGCGGCGCGCCGACGUGCUUCCCGCGCUGUUCUUUUAUGUCUUCUUUCCAAAGUUUAGUAGAUACUUACGGAGUGGCGCGUUACGGGGAAGCAAACCCUGCUUUGUUUGCUGCUGCAAUUUUUCCCUUUCUCUUCGGGUUAAUGUUUGGUGAUGUCGGCCAUGGUUUACUCCUCCUCCUGCUCGCCUGCGCGCUGCUUUUUGCCCACGCGAAGGGUUUUCUGUUUAAUGAUGAACUCCUCUCUAUGCUUAUGGACGCGAGCAUGGGUUUAAACCUCUUUGGAUCCCGAUGGGUUUCUUCUUCUCCUGGGGGUUUAGGGCCUAAGGUUCCUGAUCCUGAAGGCCCGUAUCCUUUUGGGGUUGAUCCUGCAUGGAAAGGCGCAUCUAACGAGCUUCUCUUCCUCAACUCUCUUAAAAUGAAACUCGCUAUACUUGUGGGCUUCGCGCACAUGUCCUUAGGGCUGGUGCUGUCGGUGUUGAAUGCCAUUCACUUUCGUGACUGGAUCGGUUUACUGCUGACAGCUUUGCCGCAGAUUGUGUUUUUUGUCUCCUUUAUUGGCUAUUUGUGCUUUCUUAUUGUUCUUAAGUGGGUGCUGCGAUCGGUGUUGCUGUUGUGCCUCCCGAUUAUGUUUUUUGGAAAGCCAUUGGUGGAGCUGUACAUACACCGAAAGCGACAGCCUCCCCACGGGUUCCAGUCGUUAAACAGCCUGGAUUCAAGUGCGAUUCAGCUGCAGCCACUGCAGCAGCAGCAGCACUACCACCACCAGCACCAGAACCAGUACGUACCUUUUGCUGCGUCGGCGAGCGGCGGCGAGACGGGCGUCAUCCGUUCAUCAUCAGGAGCAUCAUCAUCAGCAACAACUGCAACAGGAGCUGUAGGAGGACCAGGAGCAACAGGAGAAGAAGAAACAGACUUAACGGAGUUGUGGCUGCACAAUAUUAUUGAAGCCAUUGAGUUUGUACUCGGCAGCAUCAGCAACACGGCCUCUUACUUAAGGCUGUGGGCUCUUUCUCUAGCACAUCAACAACUCUCCACCAUCUUUUUCGAAAAGACUGUUGGAUUAGCCUUCACUCCAGGACAGUCGAUACACCAAAUGGCUUUCAAGCUGGUUGUGGCUUUCCCAAUCUUCCUGUGUAUUACCGUCUUCGUGAUGGUUGCAAUGGAGGCCCUCGAAUGUUUCCUCCACGCCCUUAGGCUGCAAUGGGUGGAGUUUCAAAACAAAUUUUACAAGGGCGACGGAGUGCCUUUCAGGCCUUUAGAUUUGAACAGCCUGCCAGGGGACUCUAUGGGCUAA